Molecule: messenger RNA, 1726 nt
Organism: Cornus florida
Lineage: Eukaryota; Viridiplantae; Streptophyta; Magnoliopsida; Cornales; Cornaceae
Product: protein TRANSPARENT TESTA GLABRA 1
Exons: 2
Coding region: 243-1271 (342 amino acids)
Cellular component (GO): nucleus
Molecular function (GO): protein binding
Source: RefSeq, a predicted model, not a curated record
UGAAGUUUGUUUAGUUGUCAAUUUGAACCCUCUUCUGAAUAUAUUGAAUAAAAGGACUGACGAAGGUCAGUCGAAGGUCAGUCAGGCCGUCAGAAGAGAAAAAAUGUCAACCGUGGGUAGCUUAGACAGUGUUGUUGCUUUACCUACCCUUUCCCAUUUCCCCUAAUCACAAUUGAAACCCUAAUCUUCUAUUCUUCUCCAACAAUUCGAUUCACAGCUCUCUCUCCUUCUUUCUCUCUGAAAUGGAGAAUUCAACCCAGGAGUCCCAACUCAGAUCCGAAAACUCCGUCACCUAUGAGUCACCAUACCCCAUCUACGCCAUGUCCUUCUCUUCCUCCACCCGACCACCCCACCACCACCGCAUCGCCAUCGGCAGCUUCAUCGAAGAGUACAACAACCGCGUCGACAUCCUCUCAUUCGACGAAGAAACCCUAACCCUAAAAAACAACCCUAACCUCUCCUUCGAACACCCUUACCCUCCCACCAAGCUCAUGUUCCACCCCAACCCUAAUUCCUCUCUCCGCAAGUCCUCCUCCGACCUCCUCGCCUCCUCCGGCGACUAUCUCCGCCUCUGGGAAGUCCGAGACAACUCCGUCGAGUCGCUCUCCGUACUCAACAACAGCAAGACCAGUGAAUUCUGCGCUCCGUUGACCUCCUUCGACUGGAACGAGGUCGAGCCUCGGAGAAUCGGGACGUCGAGCAUCGACACCACGUGCACGAUUUGGGAUGUUGAGAGAGGGGUUGUGGAGACUCAGCUGAUUGCUCACGAUAAGGAGGUUUACGACAUUGCUUGGGGUGAAGCUGGGGUUUUUGCCUCUGUUUCCGCGGAUGGGUCGGUGAGGAUUUUCGAUUUGAGAGACAAAGAACACUCCACCAUUAUAUAUGAGAGUCCCCAACCGGACACUCCGUUGCUUAGGUUGGCUUGGAACAAGCAGGACUUGAGGUACAUGGCCACCAUUUUGAUGGAUAGUAAUAAGGUUGUGAUUUUGGACAUUAGGUCUCCCACGAUGCCGGUGGCGGAGUUGGAGAGGCACAGGGCGAGUGUGAAUGCCAUUUCUUGGGCUCCGCAGAGUCCUAGGCAUAUUUGUUCAGCAGGGGAUGAUACACAGGCGCUCAUUUGGGAGUUGCCCACGAUUGCUGGACCCAAUGGGAUUGAUCCGAUGUCGAUGUACUCAGCUGGCUCUGAAAUUAACCAGCUACAGUGGUCGGCAACUCAGGCUGAAUGGAUUGCAAUUGCAUUUUCCAACAAAAUGCAGCUUUUGAAAGUUUGAGAUCCCGCAGGAUGGCAUGAUGAAUAGGAUGUUUAACCUGUUGUCUUCCUCUAAGCUUAAUUUUUGCUUACACAAGCACCACAAAUAACUUGACGGAGAUUGAUCCUCGGAUGCUGGUGAGGAAUGUUGUGGUAUUCAAUUUAAGAAAUGAUGGAUGGAGGUAACUGUUACAAGUUUAGUUGUUCCUUUCUUUUUUCGGUUAGUAAGUUUAGUUGUUCCUUCGGUCAUUGUGUACUGCAUAUUCCAAUCCAUUGCUUAGGUUCCACCCUGUUUAGUGUACAUGUUGAAGGACCUUAGUUAGUUAUUGUGACGUGUGGGAUUGCUGAUUAAAUUUCGUCAAAUGUGGCUACUUAUUUUUGUAACCAAGUGUACCUGUUAUGUCGUACGUCUUCCUGCUUCUAAUGUAGUAAUGUUGAAACUCGGUGACAUUCUAAAAAUUUCAGGAUAUUAUUCUA